Messenger RNA from Lingula anatina, 1084 nucleotides. Its product is annotated as A-kinase anchor protein 14-like. Gene Ontology annotation, molecular function: protein kinase A regulatory subunit binding. NCBI's taxonomy places the organism in Eukaryota, Metazoa, Brachiopoda, Lingulata, Lingulida, Lingulidae. Gene Ontology annotation, cellular component: cAMP-dependent protein kinase complex. The record is from RefSeq and is a predicted model, not a curated record.
GUUGCCAUAACAAAGCUGCACGCUGAUGGAGGAUUUUGGCGAACUUUUCAUGAAAUAAUCGUAUUUUUUAGCGAAUAAGGAACGGGCCAGACACACACAUACAGUAGACAUAACACAAUGGACACAGGGGAGCAGUAUGCUGAGGUGGCACAUGAACUAGUGGACCAGGUGUUAAACAGUGCAGUGAAGAAACUAGAAUCUGAACACUUACUGGAGAGGGACACAUCACGACAGACCACAUUGCUUUCUCUGGAAAAUCUCAGAGAGGAUUAUCAAGUGAAAAAUAUUGAAUGGUUGACAAUAGAGGAGUUUACAAUACAGAAGGGAGAAGACAAAAUUAAUGAUUUCUUAAAGACGUGGGAUUAUGAAGGCGCAUGGUUAUACUGCAUAGACUUCUUGCAAGAGGAUGACUUUGAGUUUGACAAGAGGUUCAGGUACAGAGUGCGGUGGAGUAUUCCUACCCGUAGGAAACCAAUCCCCAGAGCUACAGCCAGUGUCUACUUCACUUUUGUGGUAUCUAAGAUUAAGCCUAAGACAUAUCCUGUAGAUGUAUAUUAUGUCUUCGAAACCAACAGACUUGUUCACAUACCUGGACAGUCAAGAUUUAGAGAAAAAUGGCUCAAGGAUAUUAUAGAAAACAAAGUGCUCAUGCUACAAGCUAUUGACUUUUAAAUAAUAAUUUAUAUUACACUUUUUAUUAUUAGUAUUAUUGGUCACACUGUGCUGACUAUAAAGAUUAUUACCAAGAAACAAUAUCAGAGACCUAUAUUCAGACCUUCAGACUAUUUUACAUAGUUUAAUAUAUGUUAUAAUGCUGACACUUACCUGAUGAUUUUAAUUAAGUUGGGUCAUACUUUUGAAAUGAUCAUGUUGUCAGUAUUUGCAGAAUAAGUUUUAAAACACAAUCAGGUUUUAUGCAGCAUUAAAUAUUGUCAGAUCUUUUUGUACUUUUGCUGGAUUUCAACUGUAGUUAAAAAAAUCAAUAGCUGAUGCUUAGAAGUUAAUUAUGCAAAUAUUGUCUUUUGUCUAUAUCAUGUGUUUAAAAGUAACAAAAUAUUUGUAUAUAUGAGAAAUAGGGAAACAA